GUGUACAUUUAUUUACAGCUGAGAUUUACAGGAAACGUGAACUGCUUUAGGUUUUAGAAAGUAGAGUACGCCUAAGUUAAUUGUUUUUGCGAUCAUUUAUACACAGUUUGUGCACAUUUGUGUGUCAGGGUUCGAAUGCUGCAAAGUAGUUAUCGAAAUGGACGCUGAUGGUUUACCAAUAGUUGGACAUGGUGUCGAUUUCACCAAAGUUGGUGCUAUACAUCAGAAAAAUCUUCUCGUGUAUAUGAACAGUUUUGUCACGUAUACGGUGAAUUUUCUCAACCACUUUUCUGGUAUAUGCGAGACCAAGUUAUCAGACCUGUCCCAGCAGAUACAUCGAUUAGAGACUACAAUGGUUCUUCUAGAAACUAAGCUUGCCUCAAUUCCCGGAUUAGACGAUGUCACAUUGGCAGCAGCACCUGUGGCUGCUACUCCUACUGCUACACAAAAUUCAGGAACAGUUACUCAACCACAGGAGCAGGCAGCAGCAGAGCCUAUGACAGCAGCUGUUACUCAAGAGGAAGAGGCCCAAAAGGCAGAGCCAGUGAAUUCAGUAGCAAAAGACCCACGAUAUGCAAAGUACUUCAGAAUGGUGCAAGUGGGUGUUCCUGUACCAGCUGUCCAAGUCAAAAUGCAUAUGGAAGGACUAGAUGCUAGCCUGAUAGAGACGCCUAAUGCCCCAGCCCCCGUCGCCACAUCUAAAGAAGAGAAUGACUCUGACUUUGAUGAUGACAAUAGCACCUCAUCAUUCAGUGAUUGAUUCCUGGUAAAAAUAUGCUUGACAACUUCUCUGCCUUGAACUGCCUGGUUGCAAUUUGGAUACGAGAAAUUGCCAGCUUACAUUGCCAUUAUGUUAUAGAUGGUUUAGAUGUUAUACAUCAGCAGAUAGCAGAUAACUAAUUCUUUGAUAAUCGAAGUUUGAAUUUGUUAGGCGCAGGCCUGAUUUCAGUGAUACAUUUUAGCCCGGGUGGAAAAUCAUAAAAUACUCAUGUAAAAUUUUUUCACUUGUCUGUUCUUCUUAUAACAUGUGUUAGUCACACUUACAUCUAGCAUACAAUGAUCAAAUUUGUAAAUGGAUAUUUGUACUGCUGAUGCUGCCAUAUCAAACAUCAGGUCACCCAUCACCCAUUCAUCAUCAUCAUUCACCCAUGAAAUAACAUGUAAGUGAAUAACGAUUGGUUCUAACAGCAGUGUUUGUAUGAACCUAGGAAGAACAUCUGUUGCUGUUUUUCCCCAAAAUCCAUUAAUGUAUCAAAUCAAAGCAAUAUUUUAUGCAAUCUUUGUGUGCAUAACAAUGAUUUGAUCAGAUAUACUCGACACAAAAGCUUGCUUGUUUAAAUCUUUCAUUCGGGUGCAUUCAAUGUUUACAUCGGGGAAAGGCGUGCCACGCUGAUAUUUCCACAGUGACUUCAGAGUGACUCGACUUCUCUCUACAUACAUAUUUGUGGGCGUCAUUAAGGCAUACAAAAUACAUAGUACAUAAAUAAUCCGUGAUUCAUAUCAUUGUGCCAAAAUCUAUUACCAAAAGUAAAUCAGUAAACGAUUAGUACUUUCUGAAUGCUACUUAACUCUGGAUUUUUAAAAAGAAAAGUUAUUUCGUCGUUGUUUAAAGUUAUUGUCAUAGAUUAGUGAUCGUGUAGUGAUCUGGACCCCGAUGGCACUGUUGCUGUGCCGUCUGUUCACACUCAAGUAAAUUUCAAACAAAUUUAUAUGUUUACAUGGUGGUUUGUAUUUUGUGAACCAUAUUUCUUAAUUUACAAGACUUGUUUCUGCUAAA
Molecule: messenger RNA, 1777 nt
Organism: Priapulus caudatus
Lineage: Eukaryota; Metazoa; Priapulida; Priapulimorpha; Priapulimorphida; Priapulidae
Product: WASH complex subunit CCDC53-like
Exons: 6
Coding region: 158-760 (200 amino acids)
Biological process (GO): actin filament polymerization; exocytosis
Cellular component (GO): WASH complex
Source: RefSeq, a predicted model, not a curated record